AUGAUCUCCCAAGGCAUCUGCAGAAGCUUGAGCGUUCAGUGCAAUGAAAGAGACCGCCAUCUUCUUCUAAACUUCAAACGCAAUGUGGUUGAUCCAUCAGCCAUCCUCUCUACUUGGUCUGAUGAGCGAGACUGCUGUGAAUGGCAUGGAGUUCAGUGUGAUAACACCACGGGCAGAGUCAUGGAGCUCAGCCUCCCAUGUUCCCAACGAGAUCCCUUGGCUUCAGAUUGUGGAGAGAAGAAGCCACACUGUCUCACUGGUGAGAUCCACCUAUCAUCUUUGCUCCAACUUGAGUUUCUAAAUUACGUGGAUUUGAGCUUUAAUGACUUCCAUGCUAUCAUUCCAAAUGACUAUGUGGAUGAUAUCACAGACUGCAAUAACCUAUCUGUGACUGACCGUCCUCAUUUUUGCGGAAAUUCUUCUAUUAUGCAUCAUCUUGAUUUAUCUUACAACGAUCAUCUUCACAUGGGUAGUCUUGAUUGGCUUUAUCGUUUCCCGUCCUUGGAAUAUGUGAACUUCACUGGCAUUAAUCUUCAAGGGAGAGUUGACUGGAUUCAACUACCAACUCUACUUCCUUCAAUUAAAGAGUUGUCCUUAGAGAAUUGUCAGCUUACAAGCAUCAAUCCACCUCUCCAGUUCGUUAAUCUUACUUCACUUGAAGUUCUCAACCUUUCAGAAAAUGAUUUUAGCUCUGAAUUUCCAGCCUGGUUAUUCAAUCUCAGUGAUCUCACUACUAUUGACUUGAGCUUUAACUUUUUCCAAGGCCAAUUCCCAAAGAGAUUAUUAAAUCUCCAAAAAAUAAAAGAAUUGAAUUUGAAAGAAAACAAAUUCAAUGGACCAAUUCCAGACUGGUUAGGCCAACUUGAACAUCUACAAGUUCUUGAUGUCAGUGGCAAUUUCUUUUCUGGUCCAAUUCCUUCAACCUUGGGAAAUAUGUCAUCCUUGAUUUUCUUGGCAGUCUGUUCAAAUAACUUAAAUGGAAGUCUGCCAGAAAAUCUUGGACAUCUCUUGAACUUAGAGGUACUAGGCCUUUGUGAUAAUGACUUCACAGGGUAUGUGUCUGAAAGAAAUUUUGUCAAACUCUCACAUUUGACGAAACUUUUCAUGGGAUCACCGAAUUUAAUCUUUGACUUCGAUUCUUUAUGGGUUCCCCCUUUUCAACUUGAAGUGAUUAGUUUGGAUCACAUGGUGGGCUCGAAACUUCCUGCGUGGAUAUAUACACAAACAUAUCUUGAAAGAUUAAUAAUUACCCAGUCAAUCAUUUCAUUUGAACCUAGAGACAAGUUUUGGGAUUUUGCAGCACAACUUCCAUAUAUACAGCUACAAGACAACACAAUUCAUGGGGAGAUGCCUAACGUGUUGCUAAACUCUACCAUCGUAAGAUUAAGUUCAAACAACAUCAGAGGCAAACUCCCUCGAUUAUCAUCAAAUGUUGUGAUGUUCACUGCAGCACAGAACUCUUUCCAAGGACCUAUCUUUCCAUUGUUGUGUCAAAAAGUGAAUGGGAGAAGCCAAUUACAGUAUUUGGACCUGUCUGAUAAUCUUUUAUCUGGAGGGCUUACAAAUUGUUGGACACAUUGGAAAUCACUGGUUUUAGUCAAACUAGGUGGAAAUAAUCUAACAGGCACAAUCCCCCCAUCAAUAGGUUUGUUGUCUAACCUUAGCGCUUUGGUUCUUAAUAAAAAUAAUUUAUUUGGAGAAAUACCUUCGUCGUUCGUAAAUUGCCUGAAGUUGCAGGUCCUUGAUGUAGGCGGAAAUAAAUUAUCUGGAUUCCUGAUGAAUUGGAUGCCAAAAAAUGCAAAGAUUCUUCUACUAAGAUCCAAUCAACUAAGUGGAAGUAUACCACCCCAAAUAUGUCAAUUGGCUUCUCUUGUAAUAUUGGAUUUUGCGGACAACAGAUUAUCAGGUUCAUUACCUUUUUGUCUGCAAAAUCUGACAGCCAUGACUUCCCCCAAUUCUUCUAAUAAUGGGGUUUACAACUUUUGCAUUAGAACUCCAAUUUUGACUUAUGAAGUCAAUGUCAAGGUUAUAUUGCACACAAAAAACCAAGAAUCGAUGUUUGGCGAAAACUUGAAGUUCUUGCAUGCUAUUGAUCUAUCAAGUAAUAGUAUCUCCGGAUCAAUAUCUCCAGAAAUAUUUAACCUUACUGGAUUGCAAUCUUUGAACUUGUCCCAUAAUCAACUUGAGGGAAACAUACCAAAUGAGAUCAGCAACUUGAAAAAUUUGGAGUCUCUUGAUCUCUCAAGAAAUCAACUUUCGGGUGAAAUUCCUCCAAGUAUGGCUAAAUUAUCUUUUCUAGAGGCCUUGAACCUCUCCUUCAACAAUUUCACUGGGAAGAUUCCAUCAGGAACUCAACUUCAAGGGUUUGAUGUACAAAGCUAUAUUGGGAAUUUUGAAUUAUGUGGGGCUCCACUUCCAAAGAACUGCACAAACAAACAAGAUGGCGAACCCUUUGAAGGAAAUGAUAGUAAAAAAGAUGAAUUUCUGUCUUCAUUCUACUUUGGGUUGGGAGUUGGAUUUGCAAUGGCCUUUUGGGGAGUAUGUGUUGCCAUUUUCUUCAACAGGAAUUUCAGGCACUUUUGCUUCAGGUUCCUCUAUCGCAUCAUAGGCAAACUCUAUGUCAUAGUGGUCAUCAGGAUGAACCGUUUUCGUCGCUAA
Neltuma alba is the source of this 2658-nucleotide messenger RNA. Its product is annotated as receptor-like protein EIX2. Gene Ontology annotation, molecular function: protein binding. NCBI's taxonomy places the organism in Eukaryota, Viridiplantae, Streptophyta, Magnoliopsida, Fabales, Fabaceae. The transcript has a single exon. The coding region runs from base 1 to 2658 and encodes 885 amino acids. The record is from RefSeq and is a predicted model, not a curated record.